This is a messenger RNA of Cadophora gregata, 1720 nucleotides long. RefSeq lists its product as uncharacterized. The record is from RefSeq and is a predicted model, not a curated record. The coding region runs from base 382 to 1182 and encodes 266 amino acids. NCBI's taxonomy places the organism in Eukaryota, Fungi, Ascomycota, Leotiomycetes, Helotiales, Ploettnerulaceae. The transcript is spliced from 5 exons. Gene Ontology annotation, cellular component: membrane; mating projection tip. Gene Ontology annotation, biological process: conjugation with cellular fusion.
CCGAGAGCUCCAAAUGAAGCGCAAAUCGAAGGGGUUGGUGAACAACGUAACGAAUUCCCAACCACCCGAAAUUCAUCCUCCUCUCCGCUCGCAUACCAUACCUCCUCCCAACUAGCUGAAGGCCAAAACCCUUUUAAGCAGUGCAAACUCCUAUAACCUCUACAACGAUACAUCUACAAUUAUACCGACUUGAAACGAGAUCUACAUUCCUCGAUAGCGAUACCCGUCGAACAUUCCUCGCUCCCCAAACUCAAACCUCGCAUACAAUCUUCAGCGUUGCUGAGCAUUCCUCAGCUGCGACUCCUACGUCGCCCCGAAGCAGGGAGGACGGGAGUGGCAGAUCUUAGAAUAUACCGAGACAAGAAGUAGGAGAGCGUUGCAAUGGCACAGAGGUUUCAAGUGGGGUGGAUGAGGCUGAUACCGUUCCUCGGAUACCAUCAUGUACUCAUGAUACUGAUUGCGAUUGCCAUCAUAUUACUAUCACUGUUAUUAGCAGGAUGUUCAUCGUCAUCGCCUCUCAUACCCGAUAUCUUCCUCAUCUCCCUCUACUACGAAGACUAUGCACCGAAGCCAUCAACGGCCCAAGUCGAUUUCAACGUACACAAUGCCAUCGCAGUAGUAGCUGGUGAUGCCGUUCUAGCAGCCCGAGUUGGAUACUUCGGUAUCUGCAUCAAUCCAGAUGGAGGAUCCUGGCUCUGCAGUAACAAUGCUACCGCGCUCGCAGACCAAAUAUCUCUGACGCAAGAUCCCUUGAAUCUGAUUUGGCUUGCCAGUCAGUUCAAGGACAUGAUCGUAUUCCCAUACCUGAUUAUCAUCGCCAUCAUCUUCGCCUUCAUCUGCCUCUUGCUCCUCGCCACUUUCCCUGGAUGGCACGAAGAAGAAGACGCCUCCGGUAGCGAACGAGAAGUCAAGCCCUUUCCCUCCCGGCCCGUCUCCCAAAUCGCCCUUGCAAUCAUCUUCAUCGCCUCGAUUUUCGUACUCGUUUCCGUUCUAUGGCAACACACUGCAUCCGUAGCAGCGUCCAUCAUAGCGCAGGAUUUCGGCAACGGGAGCGUCAAGAGCGGCGUCGGAACUACAGCCAUGGUACUCGGAUGGUUUGGCUUUGCUCUGCUUAUCAUCGUUACGAUAGGCUUGCUGGUCAUGAUUCUGAGUAUCCGUGUUCUGAGUGAAGCAUUCAGCUGAUAGACCGCUUAUCUUUCGUGGAGCCGAGACGACAAUCGGAAGGAGAAGUGAGAGAGUUUUGGCUGCAGCAAGCAUAUUUGAUGAUACCUUUCAGCGCGCAUGAUGAUUUGGAUGGUAAACACCAUACACACACCUUUCCGUCUCCCAAGGUGUGAUUUGGGGAUUUUUAUCAAUUUGAACAAAAGUACAACCGGAGUGAACCAACAUCGUUUGGGUGCUUUACCUUCGAUUUGUGUAUAAAGACGUCAGACAGAAAGAUCGUGCACGCAUUUGGGACGGAGUUGACCAGACACGGAUAUGGAUGGUUUUGUUAUCUUUUUGGGAGCCUGGAUUCUUUAUUUGAGUGGGUUGGAUGAUGAUCAUGGAUGAGGAUGGAUGGACGAAUGGGAUGUUAAUUACGAAACUUGUGGUCGAAGAUGGAAUCGACCUGUAUGUAUGGGCUCAUGAUUGAGAGAAAGGACAGCUGGGAAGUGGAAUGGAGGCCAGAAUGAACAUUAUGAGCAUCAUCCAGGAAAUCCCAAUCAAAUAAUCAAAACAU